UCUUUUUGUUUAGUUAUUAUGGAGGAGGAUUAAACAGAGAUGUAUCUUUUAACAUUGCUAGUUGGGGUGCUGACUGUAACUUGCUGCAGUGGUUUAUACCUGGAAGGGAGAUUAUUCACAAGAGAGGAUUGGUCUUUUCUUAGCAGGUUCUGCUUUCUAUCAGAUAUUGGGAGAAUGCAGUUUAAAUUUGUGUUUCCAUAUGCUGAUUGUUGCAACAACAUUCUUUUAUAUUUUGAUGAUGGAGUUCAAUGGCCAAAAGUUUAUAAAAAUUCUUCUAAAACCUGUCAUCAAAAGGAAGCUGUUUUGGAACCUGAAAAUAACCAGAUAAUUAACCUUACCACUCGUUAUACAUGGAGUGGAUGCGUGCUGCAUAACUCAAGUGGUGAAAACAGUGGUGUACUUGUAUGUGAAGGUGGCAGAAGCUUUAGAUCAAAACAUGAAAGAUGGUGGUACAUUGCAAUAAGCAACUGUAAAUCUGGUCAGUUGGGUAAAGGAAUUGAUCUAACAUAUCAAGUCAAACUAACAAAUGGACAUUCAUUUUGGACUGAACACUUUUCUGCUGAUGAAUUUGGAAUUUUAGAGACCAACCUAUUUUUCCUUAUUGUAUUUGCGUUGAUGCUGAUACUAUCAAUACAUGUUGCAGUGAGUUUACAAAAUCGACAGAUGCUCCAUACAACGUAUAAGAUGUUUAUGGUGUGCAUAGCGUUAGAAGUGUUUGGUCUCCUUAUGUUGUGUGUGGCAAUUGGAACUUAUGCUUCUGAUGGCAUUGGAAAUAAUGGACUUAAACUCAUAGGUGAAAUAUUGGGCACAUCUGCUGAACUAUUGUUUCUCUUAUUGCUUCUACUCCUCGGUAAAGGCUUUACUAUCACACGUGGCCACUUAUCCUAUGCAGGGACCAUUAAGAUGUCUGUAUUCAUCACUGUGUAUGCUGUUAUUGAUGUUAUUCUGUUUCUAUAUGAAUACAUACUAUUUGAUCCUGGUCUUGUACUUUAUGUUUAUGAAUCCCCUGCUGGAUAUGGUUUAAUUGGGUUGCGUCUUGCUGCUUGGGUGUGGUUCUCAUAUGGAAUUAUAUUCACACUAAAGCAUUAUCCUGAAAAAAAUAAGUUCUAUUACCCCCUGUAUGGAAUAUACACUAUAUGGUUUUACGCAAUUCCAAUAAUAGUGUUGGUUGCUACAUUUGCCAUCCCACGUUAUAUGAGAAGGAAAGUUGUGAAUGGAUUACAAAGAUGUAUCGACUUCCUUGCUUAUUCAGUCUUCCUGACACUGAUGCGUCCACAGGCAGCGAAUCGUAACUUUCCAUACCACGUACGAACGUCACAAAUUGGGACCGUAGUUUCAGUCACUGAUGGUAAAACUCAUGCAACGUCCAACUUUCCACACAACAUGUAUUCGGAGUCUGCAGGGAGCACCUCUGCGGCAGUUUUCGACAUUUUUACAGUUCACUCUGUAGUGCCUCGUGUGGCAGGAGGGAGAGAGAAUGUUGUUCGUAAUCAAACCACUCGUUUUCGGACAUCUUCUUCAACCGAAUCAGAAUCUGGUCCGCCACCUUAUAGAGCUCCAUCACCCCCACAUUCAAACGUAAAUACAGCCGGGGUAGACCACAUGUACGAACUACCUGCUCAUCUUACUGUAGAUGUACCGGACUGUUUUAAAGCAACCUCUCCCACAAAUAACUGACAUUUUUUCAUAAAUUUAGCUGAAAUCUAAAUCAAUCAUAUAGUUUGAAUCAUACUGUGCCAUUUCUGUAUAUUUUGCACCCUAAUGUUUAACUGCCACAUAUAGUUCCAUAUACUUGCAUUGUGUAAUACUCAUGUAAUACUGUGUAGAUUUAGCCUGAAUAAUUUACCUGAGACCUUGUUCGCAGUUGUGCCUCUUCCACCUUUUUAAAAGGCACCGAAUAAACAAGUCAAUCCCUUUUGCUUACACUAGUUUUUGGCAAAUAAAUCAACUUUUCCAUA
Messenger RNA from Ciona intestinalis (vase tunicate), 1958 nucleotides. RefSeq names its product transmembrane protein 145-like. NCBI's taxonomy places the organism in Eukaryota, Metazoa, Chordata, Ascidiacea, Phlebobranchia, Cionidae. The record is from RefSeq and is a predicted model, not a curated record. Gene Ontology annotation, biological process: response to pheromone; G protein-coupled receptor signaling pathway.